AAUUUUAAUUUGCAUUUUCAUACCAGCGUUGAGCUUUCAUUGACUGCACCAUAGCUUUCAUUGACUACACCAUCUUCAUUUCUCGUGCUAACCAGUAAAACCCAGCAUCCCAAAGUGAACGAUCAAGUAACACUCGUGAAGCCAUGAAAGUUCUGCUAAAUCCCCAACCUCUUCUCUCCCCAUCGCACUCUAUUUCACCCCAAAAACCCCGAAACUUCACUCUCUUCCAGGCUCAGCCAUGUCCCAAAUAUCGCCGCCGUUGGAUUGGGCGGCGAUGUCUGUCGUCCUCGCCGAUGGCCGUGCUGGAUUCCGACACCGUCGAGAAGCCCGGGGUUCCGGAGUUCGACCUGCAGAACCCGUCGCUGUCCUCUUCGUAUCGCAGUCCGGCAUUGCCGAAGCCGAACCAGACUGUGCUGGAAGCACAAACUAGGGUCUGCACCGGCCCAACGCAGACUCGACCGCUCGAUGAACAACAAGCCUUCAAGGUGUUCGAGACUAUUCUUCAAUCAGCUAAGGGAGAACUCAAGGAUGAGGAAGAAGUUUCUAAAGCGCAACUUGGGGCAUUUUUCGCGGCAAUGACCAUCCGUGCGAAUGCCUUUCCAGAAGCGACACAGUGGAGUGAAGGGGAAACAAAGGCAAUGAAGAUGUUCUGGCCACUUCUGGUUAGAGUGCUUCCACCUGAUGUGGUUUUUGUGGCAGACCCUGAAGGAUCGAUGAUGGGGGUAGGGAGCUCAAUUGGACCAUCGUAUGUUGGCAAUGGCACCAGCGAAAUGAGAUUAGUUGGUGCUCUUAGAGAGGUGCUGGCUGGAGGCCAUCUUGGAUUUGAGGAAGUCCAAGGUUUGUUGAAGGAUGUUCUUCCCUUCCAAGAGGGAGGUGAAAAACAUCAAGGAGUAAGUGAGGCUUUGCUUGCGGCAUUUUUAAUAGGUCAAAGGAUGAACCGGGAAACUGACCGUGAACUAAAAGCAUACUGCCUUGCAUUUGAUGAUGAAUGUGGUCCCCCUCCGGUUGCUGAUGUCAGAUCAUUAACUCAUUAUGGCGAACCUUAUGAUGGUAACACACGCUUCUUCAGGAGUACAUUAUUUGUGGCCGCAGUUAGAGCUUCGUAUGGUGAAUCUUGCUUGCUUCAUGGUGUAGAUUGGAUGGCACCUAAGGGGGGAAUAACUGAAGAGCAGAUGUUAAAGUAUAUGGGGGCAAAUAUAAACUUAUCCCCUAUUAAGGCCAAGAAACUUCUCGAGGAUGAUGAAGUUGGUUUUGCUUAUGUAAGUCAGCGUGAAGCUCGUCCAUCUCUCUACUCUUUAAAUAAGAUAAGGGAGCACAUAAAGAAACGCCCUCCGCUUGCAACAACUGAAAAGGUUCAGCAAUAUGUAAAGGCAAGUGGUAAGGAAGCUAUUGUUGCUGGAUUUUAUCAUGAAGGUUAUGAUGAAUCAUUGUUAAUGCUCAUGAAAAGAAGGGGUGUACAUUCUGGUUUGGUAGUGAAGGGAGAGGAAGGGGCCCUCUCAAUGACUACAAGAUCGCGAUCAGGUAACACAACUAAGGGACUUCCAGUGAACUACUGUUCAGGUUUUCGUUCACUCAACACUUCAUCCACAUCAGAACCUGGUGGAGUGACACGUCAAGGUUUUAGUCUCAAGGUCAAAGCCAAGGACUACGGUUUCAAACCCACUGACACACCAAGAACUGAUAGAUCUAUCGCAAAAAACAUUGUAUACGGUUUAGAAGCUCUCUGGGGAAAAAAGGGACCAGCAUAUGAUCGAAUUGUCUUGAAUGCUGGAAUGGUGGAUCAUUUGCUUGGAGUUGAUGGUGCAGAAGACGUAUCUGCAGCCCUAGAUCGAGCCAGAGAGGCCAUUGACAGUGGUAAUGCUCUGAAACGGCUCUUAAACUAUAUCAAGGCCUCCCACAGAGUUGAUUGAAUUAGUCCAAAAAAGCAUUGCAAAUAACAUUUAGGUCCCAAAUAAUGAACAGUUUUUUUUUAGAAGAGAAACUAGUUGAUUUAUGAAUCGUUUGAGGUUUAGGUUGUGUUUGUACAACUUUCGCCAACAUGCUUGGACACCACACAUUGCAGUGAUUGUAAGUAAUUUCACGUGCUAGUUGUCAAUAUUAAAUUUUUUGUGCAUUGUUUUAUUAGAA
This is a messenger RNA of Lotus japonicus, 2127 nucleotides long. RefSeq lists its product as uncharacterized. The coding region runs from base 144 to 1910 and encodes 588 amino acids. The record is from RefSeq and is a predicted model, not a curated record. NCBI's taxonomy places the organism in Eukaryota, Viridiplantae, Streptophyta, Magnoliopsida, Fabales, Fabaceae. Gene Ontology annotation, cellular component: cytosol. Gene Ontology annotation, biological process: GMP biosynthetic process. Gene Ontology annotation, molecular function: GMP synthase activity. The transcript has 10 exons.